AUAUGAACCAGAAUCUGAAGGGAUAUUACCUACCACCACCCAUGCUUUCAAUAUUCAGGAUGCAGACAGUUAUUCAGAUGCAUCAGAGAAAGUAAAUAUUAUCCAGAGGCGUGGCAGGCGACACAAUUAUGAAACUUUUGCAAGGACCAGCUCGCUUCGUUUAGACCCAGAAUAUAUAGAAGCAAAGAGGAAAGAAGAAGAAAAAUUAAUCAGCGAUAUGUCAAGCAUGUCCACGCAUCAAAGAAUCAAAGCAAUCCAGAAGAUUCCCAAAUCCAUGAAAGAAAAACGUGAGAUUAGGAACCGUGUUCUAACAGAAAGAAAAAAGAAGACGUACAACCAGGGGGCUCAACUUAACUGUUGCGCCCAAUGCUUCUACAGCACAGCUUUGUUCUUCCGGCAGCUAAAGAACGGUUUGGUCGACUGCCUUCAGCUCUUCCAGUUUUGGCAGAAGGCACUCAAAGACAUUGGCAGCCAAUUCGGGACCAGCAUCCAUUCCUACUUUGUGUUCCUGACGUGGCUCCUCAUGUUCAACGUUUUCUCCUUCCUGGUCAACUUCAGUUUUCUCGCAAUUCCUCAACUCAUUGGGGCCCAACCGAAUCACCUUUCCUUCACCAGUCUGGAAUUUUUGACCGGAGCUGUACGGUUAUUUUACAACACAGUACUCUACAGCGGCUUCUACAACAGUACAAUAGCAAAAAUUGAGAAUGCCUCACCGUAUUACAUGCAACUGGCUUACAUUUUCACAAUUGGGAUUUAUUUUAUCAUCUGCUUUCUGAGCUUGAUCUACAGCAUGGCAAAAUCCUUCCGUAACCACAUCGUUAUGCCUCAGAUGCACGCGGGAAACGCUGCCAAGCUGCUUUGCAUCUGGGACUUCAAUGUGAUGGAUGAGAAAGCUGUGCAGAUGAAUCAGAAAAACAUCCGCACGCAGAUCAAGGAGACUCUUUCUGAAAUGCACAUUGAAUCUCUGAAGCUGACCCCACAACAAAGGAUUCAGCGCCUCUUGAUUCAUCUGGCCAUGUGGUUCCUCGCGUUGGGCUUCGCGGUGGCUUCCUGCGCUGGCAUUUACUUCUUUUCCCUCGUCAAUUUAGAGUUAUUUCUGAGUGAGGAAAAUACAAAGCUGCAGAAUGAAGCUACCAUGCUGAUCUUGCCCAUUGUGGUGAGCCUCCUUAACCACGUGGUGCCGUUCCUGUACUCCUUCUCCAGCUUAGUUGAAAAGUUCACCUAUCCCAGGCACCAGAUCUACACUGCUAUUAUCAGGAAUGUCCUCCUGAAAAUAUCGAUCAUUGGAAUCCUCUGCUACUACUGGCUCAACGAGGUAGCUCUAUCCAAAGUGGAGUGCUGGGAAACCUUCAUUGGUCAAGAUAUAUACCGUCUGCUUAUAGCAGACUUUGUCUGCUGCCUCCUCGUUCUAUUCUUUGGCGAAUUUCUACUACGAAUUAUUGGCACCAAAUGCUGUAAAAAACUUGGAGUGCCAGAAUUCGACAUCGCUCGGAAUGUUUUGGAUUUGAUCUACGCUCAGACUUUGACAUGGAUUGGAAUCUUCUUUGCCCCUCUGCUUCCUGCCAUCCAGAUGAUAACAUUUUUCAUAAUAAUUUGUGUGAAAAAGAUCAGCCUGCUGAAGAACUGCCAGCCUCCCCGCAAAGCUUGGCGAGGGUCCCAGAUGAACACAGUUUUUGUCUUCCUGCUCUUUUUCCCAUCGUUCACUGGAGUCCUCUCGGUCGUUGCCGUCACCGUCUGGAGACGGAAGCCUUCGGAAGCAUGUGGCCCUUUCCGAGGUCUAACAGCUCCCUUUGAAGCUAUCUCUGGCUGGAUCGCAGUCUUGACUUCUUUCCCGAGUUCAGGAUGGGUAGUGUGGAUCUAUCACAACUUAAUCGAGAGCACCCAUUUCUUCUUCAUCCUUUCAAUCAUUGUGCUGAUGCUCAUAUACUUUUUCUUGCAAAUCAUCAAUGGACGAAAAACAAUGGUUAAACUGCUGCAAGAGCAAAUUGCGAAUGCAGGCAAAGAUAAAAUUUUUCUACUGAAGAAAUUACAUGAGCUUCAAGCUUCUAAGUUUCCAAGGCAACCGGAGAGGGACUUGCCUCUGAGGCAGCUACCUAAGGAGGAAAGCUCUGUUUUGCUGCCCAGCCACGUGGAUCCCUUUCGAUGGACUGAAGAUGGAGAGUCUUCUACGGAGUCUGUUGGCCACCCUGCGAUGACCUCCUUUAAACCUGGGGCUGGUGAAAUAACCCAGAAUGCUGGCGCAUCUGAUGCUCUGGCUUUAGCUUUGAGAGCCAGGCAAGAGGCUGAAUGGGAAAUGGAAGAUGAAGAACGCUUGAAGUGGAAGUGAAGAAUGAAGUGAUACACAGAUCCCACCAAGCACUUUUUGUCUAGAACUUUGCUAUUUGCACAAAUAAGGUAUUUGUAGGAACCGACAGAACUCUUCUAAAAAUGAGAAAUUUUUAAUAAAAUUACUGGGCACUUUUACAUUUAAUGAGGUUUUACUUUAUUACGACUUCAGAAAAUGAAGGCACCGAACUAUUCCUUAUGAUAAGAAUCUCUCUCUUCAGACCUCACCAAAACUUAUUGUGCAUUUGAGGAAACAGGCUACAUUAAUUCAUUUUAUCAUGGAAAUCUGAUAGUAGGGUAAUAUAACCACCAGGAACAAUUCCUUAAACAUCAUUAUUUUCCCUCCACAUUUCUUUGUUUGUCAGGAUUUUUAUUUUACAGAAAUUAUACAGAGAUUUGUACAGUACAGAGAAUAAUAAAGGAAACGUUGAUUUAAAAAGAAAACAAGUAUAGCAGCAUGGUGAAAAAAGGCAGAAAGAAAUUUACAGCUCAUAUCAAUUUAAACAGUGAUUGGUGAAGCACGGGGGGAACUGAAUAUUGGAAUAAUGAUAACCACAAGUAUAUAUUUUGCUUGACUUAGCAGCUGCACUUUAAAUCAAUUGAUAAAUAACCUUUUAUUUGAGAUAAAAAUGAAUGGCAGUUGCUAAGUCCCCGUUUCUGCUUCACCCAAAUUAUCCAAGUGAGAGAUUGCUUAAGAAAUUUUGUAAGAAAUAUCAAGAAUUUUAUUUGUGCUUGACGGCAAAAGUUUAAGGCAGCAGUUUUUGCACUAGUGUAACAUUUUAGUAUCACAUUUUCAGAUGACACAUAACCAGAAUACGUGAGAUAAUUUAUCCCCCGUUUUCCUUUUUUUCCUAGUAGUGGUUUCCAUUACAGCAGUUAUCCAAAAUGUUGUUUUUAAAAAAACCUUUAUUGCUGUAAUAUUUUAACACGGUGAUGUUUUACGGGGUGACACUUUCAAUCCUGAUGGAAACAAUCCUUACAAAUAAUUGGCAUUCUUUUGAUUUGGGGCAAAUCUCAAUUCUGGAAAGACCUGACUGAAGAAAAACGCAGUCCAGAGAACUGUUUCAGGUUUCUGUGAACAGAUGCAAUGUAAACGUUUCUUUCAAGUUAGAAAUGCAAGCUUCAACAAAAGUGAACUUUUAAACCUGCAAUAAAUGCACCGCGCUUUUACCAUUCUAGCCCUGGUAGCUAUGAAAGGCUCCCACUGCCAACUUUCAUUAAAUGCCGGAUCACAUCAAAAUAUAUUGCACGUUGCCUUGCUACGUAUUGAUAAAAGAGGUUAACUGAGUUAUUGAAGCUGCACCUUGAAUUUACGGGCAGGA
This is a messenger RNA of Thamnophis elegans (Western terrestrial garter snake), 3647 nucleotides long. RefSeq names its product transmembrane channel like 5 (gene TMC5). Gene Ontology annotation, cellular component: plasma membrane. The record is from RefSeq and is a predicted model, not a curated record. Gene Ontology annotation, molecular function: mechanosensitive monoatomic ion channel activity. Lineage: Eukaryota; Metazoa; Chordata; Lepidosauria; Squamata; Natricidae.